UAUGGGAUUUGAUUAGAGAAACUUUAGGUGAUGAAAAAAAAAACAAAAAACCUCAAGAACUUCAACCUUCGUCAAAAGGAAAACAAAUCGUUGUAAAUAAAAAUUUUGAAUUACCUUUAACUCGCUUAUUAGAGGGCGACCAUCUUGUUGAAUGGAAACAAAAAAGGGAGGCAUGC
Dentiscutata erythropus is the source of this 176-nucleotide messenger RNA. The record is from the annotation of a GenBank genome assembly. Lineage: Eukaryota; Fungi; Glomeromycota; Glomeromycetes; Diversisporales; Gigasporaceae.